Molecule: messenger RNA, 2132 nt
Organism: Xenopus tropicalis (tropical clawed frog)
Lineage: Eukaryota; Metazoa; Chordata; Amphibia; Anura; Pipidae
Source: RefSeq, a predicted model, not a curated record
GUUAUAUAUGGAAUCCAUAUAACAAAUCUGUGCUGCUGCAUUUCCCCGUCACAGAGGCAAAGUUCCAAGUACAAAACCAGCAGGGCAACCCCUGAACUUGCCAAGCUCCACCCUGUCUCUUUAAAAAAAGCCACAACUUGAUAUUUUGUCCCCUCCCAUGUGUCUAUAUAUUGUGUGAGAGAACUAGCUGUGUUUAUAUCCUGUGCUGUGAGUGAAGUGGGACGGAGAGGGGGGGCGUAGAAAGCAAGAGGAGAGAUGUAACUGCUUUACCAUGUAACUGUAGGGGGAAUAGUGAGGGGUAUGCGGGGAGGAACUGCAAACAAGGAAUAAUAAAUCAAAAAAAGUGAAAAACUCCAUUUAUGCCCAGUGUGGCUGAAGGCGCAAGCAGAGGGUCCCAGUAUAAGCCAGCAUGUCUUGCCCAGCGCCCCAGCAGUACUACCGCACGGAAAGCAGGGAGUCGGCGGCCAGCAUGUUGCCUAAGACGGAUGGAGAGGAGAGCAGCUCGGAGGCAGGAGGGAAGAGACAGAAGAACAGAGAGGGCAGCUCCUUGUGGCUGGCAGUGGGCAUCAUCUUCAUCCUGGCACUGCAGAUCGCUUGUACCACCGGACUCUUUGUCUAUUUCAGCGUGUCCAUCUCCAAGCUAAGGACUCAGACACAAGGAACGUCAGAGGAACUGCGUUGCCUACAGAUCAUCAACAAGAUGGAGGAUUUGUCAGACCCUAUGGAUUAUGACCUGGACGGACUGAUACCUAAUGAAUCAUGUAAGAAACUGACCAGCAGCAUCAAGUCAUACAUAAACCAGGUAACAGAGAACAUCCUUCAAAGAACAGCAGUGAAAGAAGCUAGAAGGAGCAUUAUUAACAUCUCAGAAGCACAACCUCACAGAGGAGAGUACAUGAAAUCAUCAGCCCAUCUGAUACUUAAUCAGGGCUCCCCAUUGGGAAAAGGACCAUCAGAAGAUUUGGUGUCUGGAAACUCAUUUCAGUCAUGUCGCUAUCCUAUUCGGCAGUGGCAACUUAGGAACGCUUUGUCCCACAUGCAGAACAUGACCUACCAUGACGGGCACAUCAAAAUCCUACAAGAUGGCCUGUACUAUAUAUAUUCCCAAAUCUACUUCCGAUACACAAAACAAAAAGAUUCCCGCCCCUCUUUGGGGCACCAACUGGUGCAGUGCAUUAACAAAAAAACAUCCUAUGUGAAUCCAAUUCUACUUCUCAAAGGGGUUGGUACUAAGUGCUGGGCACCCAAUGCAGAGUAUGGACUUCACUCUGUGCACCAGGGUGGGAUAUUUGAGCUAAGGUCUGGCGAUGAAUUAUUUGUCUCUGUCUCUUCCUUAGACAUGGUCUAUGCUGAUUCAACGUCCAACUUCUUUGGGGCCUUCAAAUUGAGUUUGUGAGACUCGUCUAAAUAUGAAGGAGGAAGGUCUGUAGUGCCUUGCUGAGACUUUCCACAAAAUCACAAGGCAGCUUUAAAGGCAAUAAAAAGCUGUUCACAGCCAGCACCUUUAUAACUGGUUAUGUAACAAGCCGUUAUUGGUUGUGAAACUGUAUAAAAUUGGGUCCAGUGUCUCUGCUAGACUGAAAGGCUUGCCACAAAGGAAACAUAUUAAUAGCAGCUACAAAGAAAACCUAUACAGUAUACAGGGAAAAUGAAUAACAUUGUGAAGACCUAUGUAUUGUAAAGGCAGUGGUUUCAAAAUUGUGAAGUCUGUGAUAGUGAGAUGUGAGAAAAUUGUCUCUUCGUUCUCUUGGAAGCCCAGCUUUAGGUGAGAUUUGGGGGUGAACCCCUAUGUGUGUGCUAGAUACGUUUAUAUCUAUUGCUGAACGGCUGCUAUUGAAAUGUUCUCAUAUAUCUGUAAACUUGAGUCAAAGAAAAUGCAGAAAUGAUGGGACUCUAAGGGGGGGGGGGCUUAAUCAAAAAUAUCAAAAAACCACUUUCUUGUGCAUAAACUUUUAAUUCAUGUCUAAAUACAUAAGGCAAGGAUGUUGUAUGCUCCUGCAGAGAGAGUUCCAACUUCAGGCUUUCACUGGGACUUCCACAGUAUAAAUUACACAUCAGGCCUGGGCUGGCAAUCUGUGGGUUCUAGCAAAUGCCAGAGGGGCUGCUGUAAGAUGCCAUAGACACUUACUAUU